Caenorhabditis briggsae is the source of this 1317-nucleotide messenger RNA. Gene Ontology annotation, biological process: embryo development. Gene Ontology annotation, molecular function: protein binding. The record is from RefSeq and is a predicted model, not a curated record. Bases 1 to 1317 code for a protein of 438 amino acids. The transcript is spliced from 4 exons. Lineage: Eukaryota; Metazoa; Nematoda; Chromadorea; Rhabditida; Rhabditidae.
AUGGCAAGCCUUUGGAAUUGCUUUUCCACGGUGACUGCGAAAGUUGAACCAGUGGCCAUUGCUAUGAACGUUAUUCCGGAGCCAGUUGAACAAGAAAAAAGAGAAGAAGAACCGGAAAUCGAUAAGUUCCUAUUGCUCAGCCUUCCGAAAGAAAUUGUGAUUUUUAUUCUGGGGUUUUGUUCUCCAUUUGAUCUACUCGCCUUCUCGCUGAUCUCCAAAAGAACCAGAAAGCUGGCUAUCAAAGCUCGAAAACAACCAGACGUCCAAAAGAAAUGCAAGGUUUUCAAAAUGUGUUUGGGAGUAUCGUAUCAGAAAAUAAUCAUGGAGUUUGAUGAGCAACCAAAAAAGCAUUGGCAGUUGAUGAGACAUCGGGACCUUUCAUUUAAACCGCACAUAGGAGAAGUUGUUUUGAAAGAAGUUGAUAUUAAUGGAUGGAGUGCUAAAGAGUAUGUUAAACUGUUGUUCGCGGACCCAGAAGCUUACUACGAAGGAUUCGGCGCAACCUUUAGUACCGUAUACAUCAAUUCAGAUUACUCAAUUCAAGAGCUGAAUAUGUUUUAUGAUUCUCUAUGCGAGCUUUUUAAUCCGGUAAGACAUAUCACUAGCAUCCACUUGGACUGUCCAUAUAUCGAACAUAUUCUUUGGCAUUACAAUACAAAAGAGUCAUUCCAAUAUUUGGUUAUUGAAACUUCCGAUCAGACAAGUGAGACUUAUAUUCGAUCGGUUUUCGAUAGAGUUCGCAUUUCAAACGGAGUUUUUCUUCGCUGCAAAACUGAACCAAGCUUUUAUUAUGAUUUGAGUCGAUUUGAAGUGAAAGAAAUAAUUGAAGUACACUGGUCGUAUUGGGUCAAAUUGGAUCAAGUUUUUAAUAUCAAGAGUCAUACGAUUGCAUUAUUUGUGUCUUCCUGGUUCUGCAAAGAUUUGAAAGUUCUUAUUCAAAAAUGGAGAGACGGAUGGACACCAGAAUGGAAUCAGCUUACUGUAGAACUGAAAUCCAUGAACAAGGAGUUGGAAGAUUGUGUUGAAGGAGAAUCAGUGGAGAUUGGAAAUGCAAAGGAUAAGAGUUUGGUUUAUAAAAACUCUUCCAUCCAAUUAUACAAAUUUAAUGAGAAAUAUAGAAUUGAAGACGUCUCUUUUUACAUCGACGGAUAUCAUAUAGUUCGAGAAGACGGUGCGAUUGCUACCGUACUCAUUACAAAGGGAAAUGUUGCUAUAAUGACAAUUCAAUCGGAGAGAACCAAAGAAUUCAAAUUUGAUUUCAAUCGUCGAUUAUUUUUGCCAAGAAAAGCUUGGAGUAGUUUGGAGAAGCGACAUUGA